AUGAUUGAAACAGCCAUUUAUGGCAAGACGGUGGAUGACCAAUCUCGGUGUGUCCACUGGCACCUCCCAAAGGAUGUAAUUGCCAUCAAGUUUAAAUGCUGUGAUAGGUACUAUGCGUGUUUUGAAUGUCACCAGGAGCUGAAUUCUCAUCCAAUAGAAAGAUACGACCUCCGUGACGAUGCAAAUAAAUACUUGAUUAUUUGCGGAGUUUGCCGUCACGAAAUGACGUUCGCAGAGUACCAUGACAACAACUCAAACCUUAUUUGCCCCAGCUGCGCAUCUCCUUUUAAUCCAGGCUGUAAACUGCACUACCAUUUGUAUUUCCGGAACCCCCCCUCUGUUAUGUGUUGA
This is a messenger RNA of Saccharomyces paradoxus, 351 nucleotides long. RefSeq names its product Hot13p (gene HOT13). Gene Ontology annotation, molecular function: zinc ion binding. NCBI's taxonomy places the organism in Eukaryota, Fungi, Ascomycota, Saccharomycetes, Saccharomycetales, Saccharomycetaceae. Gene Ontology annotation, cellular component: mitochondrial intermembrane space. Gene Ontology annotation, biological process: protein import into mitochondrial intermembrane space. The transcript has a single exon. The coding region runs from base 1 to 351 and encodes 116 amino acids. The record is from RefSeq and is a predicted model, not a curated record.